AUGGACUUGAAGUCGACAAAAGCUUCUCCCAUUCUCACUGAUGCUGCACCCAUUAACAAAUCCAGACUAGGCAUUCAUUCUAGUCUGUUGCCUUGCUCACAGUCUGGAUCAUCGUUCUCUACUAGUGUGUUAACAAUUCCUCGAAAGAAGCCUAGCAAGCUCGAUGAUGUUCGAUCCAAUGGUUGGCUUGAUGCCAUGAAAUCUUCUUCACCUCCUCGCAAGAAGAUACUAAAGGAUUUUAAUGUCGAGGUUGCUUCAGAUGAUAGUGAUGUUGCUUACAACUCUUGGAUGGUCAAGCAUCCAUCAGUCAUUAAUUCGUUUGAGAACAUUGUAAAUUGUGCGAGGGGUAAGAAGAUAGUAAUGUUUUUAGAUUAUGAUGGGACUCUUUCUCCAAUUGUAGAUGACCCUGAUUGUGCUUUUAUGUCUGAUGAUAUGCGUUCUGCUGUUAGGAAUGUGGCAAAGUAUUUUUCGACAGCAAUUAUCAGUGGAAGAAGCCGUGAUAAGGUUUUUGAGUUGGUAGGACUAACAGAACUUUAUUAUGCUGGUAGUCAUGGAAUGGACAUUAUUUUCCCUGACAGAGACAAAUUGUCCACUCACCAUUCAACUUGUGUUAAAUCUGCUGACCAGCAGGGCAUGGAGGUAAACCUUUUCCAGCCUGCUAGUGAAUUUUUACCUAUGAUUGACGAGGUUUUUAGAACCCUUGUCGAGAAUACUAAAGAUAUUAAAGGUGCAAAAGUUGAGAACCAUAAAUUUUGUGCCUCUGUACAUUACCGUAAUGUAGAUGACAAAAGUUGGCCUACAGUUGCACAGUGUGUUCAUGACAUCUUGAAAGAUUACCCUCGAUUACGACUAACUCAUGGGCGGAAGGUUUUAGAGGUCCGUCCUGUAAUUGAAUGGGAUAAAGGUAAAGCAGUUGAAUUUCUGCUUGAAUCACUGGGACUAAGUAAUAGUGCCGAUGUGCUUGCAAUCUAUAUUGGUGAUGACAGGACAGAUGAAGAUGCAUUCAAGGUAUUGAGGGAAGGGAAUCGAGGGUAUGGGAUCCUAGUAUCAUCUGCCCCGAAAGAAAGCAAUGCAUUCUUCUCUCUCAGGGACCCCUCAGAGGUUAAAGAAUUCCUGAAGUCCCUUGUGAGUUGGAAGGAGCAGAAUGCGUUAUAA
Ilex paraguariensis (yerba mate) is the source of this 1155-nucleotide messenger RNA. The record is from the annotation of a GenBank genome assembly. NCBI's taxonomy places the organism in Eukaryota, Viridiplantae, Streptophyta, Magnoliopsida, Aquifoliales, Aquifoliaceae.